This is a messenger RNA of Kwoniella botswanensis, 2184 nucleotides long. RefSeq lists its product as uncharacterized. Lineage: Eukaryota; Fungi; Basidiomycota; Tremellomycetes; Tremellales; Cryptococcaceae. The transcript has 3 exons. The coding region runs from base 1 to 2184 and encodes 727 amino acids. The record is from RefSeq and is a predicted model, not a curated record.
AUGACUUUGUUGGCCAAACCUUCAAGGUCAUAUGCGAACGUGGAUUAUGAUCCGAACGGAUUGAGUGCGGUGGGAAAUGCACCUUAUGGAUCAUCAUCCUCAACAUCCACCGGCAAGAAACUUCUGAAGAAGGAUAAGGAUCCCAAUAGGGUAGAAGGUGGAUUCAAGACGUAUCGACCUCCUCUUGCCGAAACGCAUCUUCGUCGACCAUUGGGAUAUGACCCCCAUCCUGAUUCUCAUUUCGCACCUUUACCACCUGCCUUCCACCUAAGUGGAAAACACAAGAAAGACGCCGCAUUAGCAGGACAGAGAGCAGAGCUGGAACAUAUCUUACAACCCGAAUACAAGUCUACAUACAGCUACGAUAUGGACGGUGACUCGUCCAGUAUAGCCGGUCCAUCAGGUCAUAAACAUCUAUCGAGUCGUACAGCCGGUGGACUAGAUAGGAAAGGUAAAUCACCAAUAUCGGCCGCACUGAGACCUUCUACCUCCAUAUCAAGCUUUCAUCAACAUUCCAAUAAUGGAUCAGCCGGUGCGAACGGUGGAGGACCAGGUAGGAAGAGCGGUUCGGGAAGUGGAGUGUAUAUCGAUUCUAAUGGGAAAUUACAUGAUACGGAAUUUGAUCCAUUUGGACAUAUAUCUGAAAUGUCCAGAGCGAAAUCCCGAAGAAGAAGUGCAUUUGGAUCAGAUAGGAGAAGAAGUAAAAAUGGAUCAUCAUCCAGUUCGUCAGAUUCAGGAAGUGAAGUUCAAGAUAAUAGCAAUAAUUAUGCGACUAGAAGAAGUACAGAUACGACCGGAAGAGAAAGGGAAGAAGAGGAGAUUAGGAAAAGGUUGGAAAUGGAGAGAAAGAGAUUGGAUGACGUUUCGGGUUAUGCGGCGGCUAGAAGAAGAAGUAUGAUGUCUGAUAGAUCUGGAAGACCUUCGACACCUUCGAUCAAAUCUACCAGUGAAGAUGGACAGGGACAAGUACCUAAUGGAUAUGGAGCACCAUCGAUAUAUACUACCACGUCAAGCCUUGCUCCAACAGCUAUGACGGGUAGAUCAAGAUCACAACAUGUACAUUACGUUCCAUCACCUCUCUCACCUACUUUCAGCGGCAAUCAAACUCCUUCGGUAUACUCUCGGACACCCCAGACAGCUUCGACGACGGAACAUAAAGUACAAGGUACCCCGCCUGAGAAAACAACCGAGAAUACUUCUACGAUAUCACACAAUAAAUUGCAUAAAGAGAGGGAAAGAGAGACAAAAUCGAAAGUCGAAGUUACGAAAGAUGGUUCAAAGAAGAUAACAGGAUUUGAUGCACCUGUAUCGCCGAUCCCACCUCAUACGCCAGUGAUGGAAAGUCCCAAUGGACAUUUGUUACCUCACGCACCAUUGACUUCGUCAUCUGGGAGGUUAAGUCCUGCAUUACCUAGGUCAAGUAUAGAUAGUAAGCGGGAGAGGAUUCCCAAACCUGCUGAAAGGCCAAGAGAAGAAUUGUUUCCUGAGACUCCAGCUCAAAUCAAGAAACGUGAAGAACGAGAGAGACGUUUGGGUAUCGGACAAACCGCUUCUUCUGCUGUCGGUUCUUCAAGGUUGCACAAUCGGUCUACGACGAGUGGUCAUAAUCAUAAUGGAUUAAUGGUCGAUACCAUCGCAGCAUCAGCAAGUUCCAAUGCAAGAGGGAAAUCUAGAAUCUUACCCGAGAUUGAAAUUGUAGAAGAUGAUGAUCCUCGAAUUGUUUUCCCUCCUGAAGGCAAAUCAACAAAGAUUCAAUCGAAACAUGACCACGUCAUUAGAGGACCUUUCUCACUUGCUCUUAAUGCUACUGGUGGAGGUGCCGGUUUCGGAGGGUCAGAAGCCGGUGAUUAUACCAGUGGAAGGAGGGGAAGCUCUUCUAGAUCUAUUGGAGGGGGUAGUGGACAUAACAAACCACCGUCUACGUUGGUAGACGAAGAUGGAGGAUACUUACCUUCAAGAUGGGCAUCGGGAGAUAAAAGUUUGAGAACGACCGAAGGGGAUAGAGAGAGGUAUAGACCUAUGGAAUGGGUUAGUGGAGGUGGAGCGGAGAUUAUAACUAAGAAUGAUGAGUGGCAUCCAUCGACGAAAGAUCAACUAAAGAGGAAUAUGAAAGAUAUAGCUACAAGUGCGAGAUUCAGUUUGUUCAGAACUAAAAAGAAGUUAUUGAGAAAAGCAGAAUUAUGA